Patella vulgata (common limpet) is the source of this 6507-nucleotide messenger RNA. Its product is annotated as transmembrane protein 94. The coding region runs from base 5 to 4117 and encodes 1370 amino acids. The transcript is spliced from 29 exons. The record is from RefSeq and is a predicted model, not a curated record. NCBI's taxonomy places the organism in Eukaryota, Metazoa, Mollusca, Gastropoda, Patellidae. Gene Ontology annotation, molecular function: nucleotide binding.
GAAAAUGGAGAAGAUAGAAAAUGGAGAACCAGCGCAAAAAAUGGAUGGUUACACAACAAAAGAAGCCCUAUCUACGUUAUAUCAAGAAUUACAAGCAGAAGUGACUUUACAUCAAAAACUGGAGAGUAGAAAUAAGUUGAAAUAUUUAUCUGGUCUAGAUCAUAGAAAUGUGACAUCUACAUAUCACUGGACAUCGUUAUUGGCGAUCUCUAUAUCUAUUUGUCUACUUGGUAUUGCAUAUGCUUAUGACAAUGACAGUUCAUCAUUGUUAGAUGUGAACUGGUGGUUAGUUGAAGCUGUUGUAUUGUUCUUAUCGGUGGUUGUCAACAUUAUGUUUAUUAUAUCAGAUAAUAAUAAGAAUAGAUUUGAAUAUAUCCGACUACAUCAACUAGCUUUAGAUAGAAUAAAAGAAUAUGUUGACCAACAUCACUGGCAUAAUUCAAGUUAUCCUAAUCUUCAUUCUCCUAUAUCACCGUGUAUAUCUCUACAGUGGACUAUCAGAGAUGGUCAAAUUGUUAAUCUACCCUCGGUAUUAUUAGUAAAAGGAGAUAUUAUUCUAAUGAGAUGUGGUCAGAAUAGUCCUGGUAAAUGUAAACAGAUAGAUCCGACAGCCGAUGGUGAAGAUAUGAUAUUAUAUGGAGGGGAUGUAUAUAAUCCUCUAGAUGGUGAUAUACCAGAAUAUGUUACCAGUCCAAUUGGUAGAAAACCUGUAGAAACAACCAGAUUUCUAAUGUUAGAUACACCUUAUAUAGAAAAUCUUAGGUUAACAUUAGAAGAUAAAUCGAAGCAUCCUGAUAGUAUGAUAGAAAAUGAACGACAUCUUAUAUCUAGUAUAUGGUUACAGAGGAUUAUAAUACCUAUAACUAUGGUUAUAAUGUUAACGUGUAACAUAUUACGUUGGCAGUUUUUAGGAGUUCAUAUGGGUCAUUGGUCAGAAACUGUUUUAGUUUUAUUAGUUCAUGCUUGUUUACCAUUAUUACCUGUUGUAUUUCCGGUCAUGUGGUGUCUCUUGAAUGCCUAUGGACAAGCUAGAAUUCACGGAGCUUUUCAAGUUGCUAAAAAUAUAAAGCAAAAAUUAAGUGAUAGUUUUGACAGUACUAGUACUAUAUCAAUAGAAGAAGCCCGAGUAGAUUUACCGUGGGCAGAUGUAUUUAGUUGGUUUUUAUCUAUUAUAUUUAAUAAAGCACCUGUUGUUACCAGUAGAACCAAUAUACUAUUUACACUCGGCAGUGUUACAUCAUUUUGUUGUGUUGAUAAAAAGGGAAUUCUGUCAUGGCCAUCCCCAUCCCCGGAGAAAGUGUUUUUCUUGGCGCCUAAUCCUACAGUAAAAGAAGAAACAAAGGUGUCUGUUUAUAAUGAUUCUGUGUUUGAAGAUAUACCUGAAGAUGAAGAAAUAUCGGUAAAAAAGAUUUCAGACCAAAAACCUGCCAUUACAGGUAAUGUGAUAUCAUCUCAUAUUGAAGUUUUAGGUAUAUCACAAGAUCCUAAGAAUGUUUGUGUGUUGCAUUUUGAUGAUCCAAAUUGGAAAACCCACGUAAAUUCUUUAAAACCUUUGGGUUUGAAUAUAUUAUUAAACCUAUGUAAUGUUAAUACAGUUGAUUGGUAUGCUAAAUUCAGCGGACAUGUGGCUUGUUCAGCUCUCAAGAAGAAAGAAACGGUGGCUGUUAUCAACAGAAGAUGCCUGUGUUAUUUAGCAAGAGAAAUGGGUUUUACAUCAAAUGUUGUUGAGGGAUUUAUUCAUGAUAAAGUUCUAGGAAUGUACAGACAAGUUCCAGCAGAAGAAACAGCUAAAGAGAAGCAACAUCGAGCAGCAUCCCAUAUCCAGCAUCAGAUACCCAUGCCACAUCUUGUCUCUGUUGUUGUUAAAGAUAGAAUAUCAGGUUUGAGUCAAUUGAUGACACAAGGAACAGCUGAUAUAUUGUUAGAUUGUUGUUCAGAAUAUUGGAAUGGUCGAGAUUUAUGUCCAGUUACAGAAAAUGACAGGAAGAAGAUAUUAGACUUCUAUCAUCGUAAUACUCAAGGUGCUUAUUGUACGGCGUUUGCCUAUCGACCGAUAUCUCAGAAAAUAGCCUGUCAUUUAGAAGAAUUAUAUUUAGAAUUACCAGAAACUUCCAUGAAAGCAAAUACAUCUUUAAAAUUCCGAUCAACAGGUAUAUCUGAGUGUGAUUCCGGUACUGAAACAGAUUGUGUAUUUAGUGGUAAUAGAUCAUUUAGUGUUGAUUCGUUGAUGGAAAGUGAGAGUAUUAUAUCAGUUAAUACAGCUACUGAUUGUUACGACACCCAACAGAAUCAAAUCUUUAUUGGUAUGAUUACACUACAGUAUCAGGCUAGACAGGAUUUUGUUCAGUUGAUUGAUAAGUUGGAAUCAGCUUGUAUCAGAUUUGUUCACUUUUCUAAAGAGAAUGAAUUGAGAAGCCGGGUGUUUUCAGAGAAGAUGGGAUUAGAAGCUGGUUGGAACUGUCAUAUUUCCCUUCUGUCUAAUUCUAGCGAGAAACUAGACAGCAAUACAUCAGGUUCGGAUUACCAUACCGAUACACCACAAAAACCAUCACGUCGCACUAGUCAACAUUCCGUAGAUGGUAGUCACAUGAGAACCAGCGAUACCAAAUCGCCCAACGCACAAGAUUUAAAUCUCUUUCCUAACGCUCGAAGUUACAGUGCUCCUAGUUUGAUUAAUAUUGACUCGUCUCAGGUUAAAUUUCUCGAUCAACCAUCUGAUAUCGUGAGUAAAUCACCAUCAGGAACAAUAGCUUCGGAAUCACAUGAAAAAGAUGUUUUAUUAUAUGAUCGUGAAGAUUGGCAGUCGAGUGAUGAAGAAGAUGGAAACGAAUAUCAAUCGGACUCUAGAUAUACCUCGAGUUAUGUUACAGAAAAUACGGAGGAUAGUUUAACAGGUGCUCUGGAUAAUAGGGCGAAAUUACCAAGAGGUAUCGAGAAUAUUCGACCACAUUUAAAGAAUAUAGAUAAUGUUCCUUUAUUAGUUAAUUUAUUUACUGAUUGUACAGUAGAAACAACUAAAGAAAUGGUGAAGAUUAUGCAGGAGAACGGAGAAAUUGUGUUAUGUGUUGGUAGUGCUCUCAAUAUGCACAAUACACCAUUAUUUCUACAGGCUGAUUGCUGUUUAGCUGUGGAACCAAUACAUCCGACAUCGUGUACACAGCAACCUAUACCAUGUGAUCUGUGGUCUGAUGACGAACCAACACCAACACAAGUAGCAUGUGCUUUAAUCACCAUACCAUGUCCUCUGGCGUUUAAAAGUAAUGAAAAUUUUAGUUUGAUACAUCUUAUAGCCGAGGCACGUCAUCAUAUAUUUGGUAUGAGGAAUUGUUUUUAUCUGAUGUUAUGUUAUCAUUUAUCGUUAACAUUAUGUCAGGUAGUCGCUAGUAUAUUUUUAUUACCACCAAUAUUAUCAGCUCGACAUCUCAUGUGGUUGUUACUGGUCGUAACCCCGUUAUUAGGUUUUACUAUGAUGGGUAACCCUGUUGACCCCAGGAUAAUGAACCUAGCUACCAGGAAAAAUAUCAAUCAUAUUAAUUUAAAUAUGGUAUUACAGUUUUUAUUACAAUUUACUUUGAGAUUUGUACCAUCAAUGAUCAUCAGUUUGUUAUGUUUCACCAUGAUUUUAAACUCCUACUCAGAAAAUAUACUUGAUAUGUCAUUCAAUGUUUAUAAUUUUAAGAGUUUUGCCAGUAAUAAUACAAUAAAAACCUGGUAUGAUAAAUACUCCGGCGGUUUGGUCCUGGCACAAAAUAUCAUGUUCUUUCUACAAGUCCUUUAUUUUGCUUGUAUCUCAAUGUCUUUUGUACAUUGGACAGAUCAUCUGUGGAAGAAACCACCAUUUACCAAUAAAUUAUGGCUAGUUAUUACUCCAAGUCUGUUAUUAUUACAAGUGGUUGUAUGUUGUGUUGAUGUAUUGAUACACAAUCGUAAUGUUAAACAUCCUCUACCAUUAUCAGACGUUCAUCCUGCCGUUUGGGUUGUUGGAUUUAUCUGGGUAUUUGUUAUUAUUACCAUCAAUGAACUUGUUAAAAGACGAGAAAUCAAGCUGGCAGUACGACAUCAGAAAAGAGCAAGAUUAGAUUUUGAUACCAAACUAGGAAUGAAUUCACCAUUUUAAUUUCAUCAUAUGUGUAAAACUGUCUGUGUUAACUAGAGGUGUUCACCAUUUUGUGUUUUCAAAUUUAAUGCAAAUUGCUGAAUGUAACAAAAUUUGUGAUAUUAGAACCAAAGCUUUUUGCCUCCAUUUUAUCGAAAUCAUUCCAUCAUCAUUUUAUAUGUAUUUGUUAUUAUCACCUUUAUAAGAAAUAGUUUCAGGGGUGAAUUCAGGAUUUUCAAAUGAGAGUUGGGGAUGAAGGGUGAGAAGGGGGGUCAAAAAUAUUAAAGUGUUGUAGUGACAAUUGGUUAUCGUCACAAGUGCGAAAAGCACACAACAGGAGGUUGUGCUACCCCGAAACAUUUGGGAAAAUUUGUAGAUGCAAUUUCCGACUAUUUCAGGUCCAAAACCCCCUAAAUUUAGCUUGUGGGUCCCCACCCAACCCACCUGGAUCUGUGUCUCAGGUGUGUUGUUGUCAUUUUAAGAUAUAGUUGUUGUCAUUAUUUUAUUUUUACCUCCACCAGAAGGACUUGUCAGGAUAACAAUUUCAUUUCAAAACCAUUGUCAUCCUUAUGUUAUCUAAAUUAUUAAUUAGACAUUAAUUAUCUUAUCCAGACCAUAAUCAACUCUCGAUGUCAUUGCUAUCCUGCGAUAUUCAUUGAAUUGGGAUCCGAUUUGCUGCUCAACUUUCAUUCAUGAUUAAAUCAUGAAAUGGAUAAUCGAGACUAUGUUUUUUAUCGUACAAACUUUAAUAAUGAUGAUCGAGGCUAGGUCUAAAGUUCAAUCGCUAAUAUCUUGGUUGAAGUGGAGCAAUUUGACUGAAAUUUUCAGUAUUCAGAUAGAGAGAGAGAGAGAAAGAGAGAGAGAUUUAAGUCGACUCAACACAAACUAGGUCAUUUCGGGACUAACAUAUUGUUUAAUUUAAUUCAAUAAUUCACUUGCGGGUAAAGGUCUUUAGCAGUCAGAGGAAACCAGAGGACCUGGAGAAAACCCACAAGGUUGGACAGGCGACCCUACUCCUUGUCACAUACAACCGGGGAAUCGAAACUACACUAAUUGCCUCAAUGAAAUGAAAUGAAAUGGGGUUUAACGUCCUACUGUUCUGCUCCGAACUGGCCUAAUGAAGACGAGCUUACACCAUACAGUGUGCAAUGAGGGAAAUUUCGACUUCAAGCUUCCAUAUGGAUCUUUGAUGCAAUGCGCACUUACCAUUCGGCCAUCCAACCCUUGAUUAGAUGAAGUGCUGACAGUUCUCGCUAUAAUAGGUAAAUAACAAAUAAUUUAACAGGAUUAUUCCGAAAAUUUCAGCCAAAUUACCUCAGUGUAAGCCGACAAAUAACCAUUUUAAUAAACUUGUAGCUUUUACUCUCACUGUUGUGGUUCUGACGAAAAUUUAAAAAAAAGUCUUUAUUAUCCAUUUUUUAGUUUAAUCAUCAAUGGCUGUUGAACUGUAGAUCAGAUUCAAUUCUAACGAAAACCGGAAGCGUCAUAUGGCAUCAAGCGUUGGUUAUGGUCUUGUCAUGUUAAUAAAAGUCUAAUUAAUAGUUAAUAUAACAUCUGAAGCCUAAGCAAAGACUUGCAAUGGGCAAAUUUAGCUCUUGCAUAAUGUAUGUUUAACCGAAGGACUUCUCCACAUAACAAUUUCAUUUCAAAAUAACUCAUGUUAUUUAUUUUAAACCAUAUGCAACAUAUAAUCUAAGUACUGUAUCAACUCUAAUGGUCUAGAGAGUUGAUCAGGGGCUUGUCAGGUGAAUAAAUGUCUAAAUAAUUGUUGAAGCCUAAAAAACCCCUGCAACAGGUAGAUUUACCUGUUACAUAAUGUAUGUUUAAAAACUGUCUAGCAUGUUGUAAGCUUGUUGAGGCUUUAUUCAAUCAUGUUUUCAUAUUUCUUGUAUUUCAUUAUAUUACUGAUCUUGGCUGAAUUACUGGAUCAUGAUCUUGUCUGGCUGAUUAAAACACAGAUCCUAUUUCGUUUUGUUUUUAAAGUUAAAAAAUUAAUUUUACUUGUCUUUUCUACACUAGGAUCUGGAAGAGUUGUUAUCAUUGACGUGUUCUGAAUAAUGUGAGCUAUUAGCCAAUGAAACAGUCUGUUACGGGGAGCUUUAGGCGUGUUUUGCACGGAACUGUGGGCAAUCCACUAUAAGCAUCAAUGUUGAUUGGUUGAUUAAUCAAAUGUCUGACGUCAUAGGGUCAAAAGCAGCUUGUAUGACCUCUAACGCGACAUGGCGCUACAACCGGUCAGAUCUUCAUGUUAUGUAGGCCAUCGAAAGUAUAAAAAAACGAAACGAACUAUAGAUCUGUAUUUUAUUCAGAUUGUAAUCUUAUCUGACUGAAUCAGUCUGUAAUAAUUGUCAGAUCUUGUCUGCUAAAUAAUAUAUAUAUAUAUUGUAAAUAAAAGACGAGAAAUGAAAUAA